CUCUGUGGUCCGUGGUGUUAAGCCGAGCCGGGCCUGGCUGUGAGGUGGCCUUUACUGACUCGUCCUGGGUGCUGAGGAAAUCGCCCAGUGUCUUCUUUCAGGGCUGACACAUCAACUUUCCCCUGGUUGUGUGCGAGCUGCCUUGGGAAUGGCAGGACAGUUCCGUAGCUAUGUCUGGGACCCUGUCCUCAUUCUGACGCAGAUUGUCCUCAUGCAGGCAGUCUAUUACAGCUCCUUGGGGCUCUGGCUAGCUCUGGUUGACAGCCUGGUGCAGAAUAGCCCUUCUCUUGACCAGAUUUUCAAUUAUGAGAUCUUGGGAUUCUCUACCCCACCUGGAAGACUUUCCAUGAUUGCUUUCAUCCUCAAUGCACUCACCUGUGCUUUGGGCUUGUUGUACUUUAUCCGGCGAGGAAAGCAGUGUUUGGAUUUCACAGUCACAGUUCAUUUUUUCCAUCUGCUGGGUUGCUGGAUUUAUAAUGCACACUUUCCCACAGCUCUAACGUGGUGGCUAGUGCAUGUUGUGUGCACGGCACUCAUGGCUGUGAUUGGGGAGUAUCUCUGUAUGAGAACAGAACUCAAAGAAAUCCCAUUGAAUUCAGUCCCCAAGUCCAGCGUAUAAACUUGUUAUGGGGAUGCGCUGCAUCAGGCCAUUGUUUCCAGCACCUCGGCAGUGACACAAGACAAUGCCAGAAAACUUCAUUAAAGAAGCACAGCGGGUCUGUUUGGACUUUUUUAGAUCUUGGUGGCUGCAUGAGUGUGAAGAUCUCUGCUGUUGCCAUUAAGACAGUGAACAAAGCAGAAGUUUUAUUUUAAUAACACAAGGCAUUUAAUAUGAUUAUUCUAUGUGAGUGCUUUCACUAUUAAUUCAAGUGAUAUGGACCAGGGAAAAAUCAGGCAACAAAACCUAGAGCAUGAGAAGCAACUGGAAUUUAACCCAUGUGCAAGGUCUUUGGCGCGCAUGUUGGAGCUGGGAUGAUCAAACCUUCGGGGAGAAACGCACAGUGAUUGACUAGGAGCUGCUUCUUACAUCUUUUUUCCUUUGGUUGGUUUUUGUUUUAAAAUCAAGGAUUUAAACUGAUGUAGGAUUAAAAAGAAUUGUGUUUGUCUCAGUCACCAGUUGUGAACCUAUAAGGCCUGUACGCUCCUAUGGGCUUCAUUAUUGUUCCCGUGUUUAGUUCCUAGAGUAGGUGUAAGGCAACAUAUGUUGCUGGAUUGAAGACACUUUUUUAACAAAAUAGGAAAAAUGGUAUUAAGUUGCCUUCAGUGUGUUACAAUUCUUCUGGUGAGCUGAGCACUUUGAGCUACGUACUGAAUGUCCACAUCACAGCAAUGGACUACGGUCUGGCCAGAAAGGAACACCAGUGGUCACUUUCUAGGGUUUGUAAAACUUCCCACUAUGAAUGUUAAACACCACAAGCCAGAAAUCCAGGAGCCAGUGAAAAUCAACCAGCGUAUUCUCCUCUUGCAUGGAGGAUUGGCCAUAACAUUCACCAAACGUUGAACUGUGGGUUGAGUUGGUUGAGGGGAGCUUUCUGCUGUGUGUUACAAGCACCAUUUCAUCAUUCCCACUCCGUAGUAACCUGCGUCUUCCUACCAAUCAUCAAAUUCCAGUACUUACUCCUGCCUGAAGGCUGCCACCAAAGACUGUUUUCCAAAAUUGGUAGGUGUUUCUUGCUGCAGGACGCCAUACUUGGGACUGUUAUUUGUCUCUUAUGCUGUUAACGAGAUGGUGCUUUUGACUGAUAGGCAAUUUAAAUAGAACCUCCCUUCUCAUAAGCCACUGACCCCAGUAUUCCCAAUGAAAGGAGUAGGCCAAAUGGUUUCCUAGGGUCCUGCAUCCCAAACGGUCAGACUUACCUCUAGUUGUGUAGUUUCCUCUAAGGGAUGUUAAGUCUGUGCUGUCUGUGUGUCAUUCUAAAUGGGGGCAAACUAGGAUUUUAACACUGAAAUUCCUUUUUUCUUGUGUGGCUUGUUUCCUUUGUACAUUAAUAUUGGUGAACGUUAUUAGUUUGAAUAAAUUAUAUUUGCUAAAUUAAUGUGCAGUUUGUAAAGAAUUGGAAUUGGUGGGAUGAUUUGACACAGAAUUUGAUAA
Messenger RNA from Emys orbicularis (European pond turtle), 2092 nucleotides. It is a transcript of the gene SYS1, whose product is annotated as SYS1 golgi trafficking protein. NCBI's taxonomy places the organism in Eukaryota, Metazoa, Chordata, Testudines, Emydidae. The transcript has 4 exons. The record is from RefSeq and is a predicted model, not a curated record. Gene Ontology annotation, biological process: Golgi to plasma membrane protein transport; Golgi to endosome transport; protein localization to Golgi apparatus. The coding region runs from base 149 to 619 and encodes 156 amino acids. Gene Ontology annotation, cellular component: Golgi membrane; trans-Golgi network.